This is a messenger RNA of Ceratotherium simum simum (southern white rhinoceros), 3664 nucleotides long. The record is from RefSeq and is a predicted model, not a curated record. Lineage: Eukaryota; Metazoa; Chordata; Mammalia; Perissodactyla; Rhinocerotidae.
AUUGUAAACAUGGCUGUGUGGAUACAAGCCCAGCAGCUCCAAGGCGAAGCUCUCCAUCAGAUGCAAGCAUUAUAUGGUCAGCAUUUCCCCAUUGAGGUGCGGCAUUAUUUAUCCCAGUGGAUCGAAAGCCAAGCUUGGGACUCAAUAGAUCUUGAUAAUCCACAGGAGAACAUUAAGGCCACCCAGCUCCUGGAGGGCCUGGUGCAGGAGCUGCAGAAGAAGGCGGAGCACCAAGUGGGGGAAGAUGGGUUUUUACUGAAGAUCAAGCUGGGGCACUAUGCCACGCAGCUGCAGAACACGUAUGACCGCUGCCCCAUGGAGCUGGUCCGCUGUAUCCGCCACAUCUUAUACAAUGAACAGAGGCUGGUCCGAGAAGCCAACAAUGGUACUUCUCCAGCUGGAAGUCUUGCUGAUGCCAUGUCCCAGAAACACCUUCAGAUCAACCAGACAUUUGAGGAGCUGCGACUGGUCACACAGGACACAGAGAAUGAACUGAAGAAGCUGCAACAGACUCAAGAAUAUUUCAUCAUCCAAUAUCAAGAGAGCCUGAGGAUCCAGGCUCAGUUUGCGCAGCUGGCCCAGCUGAAUCCCCAGGAGCGUCUGAGCCGGGAGACGGCCCUCCAGCAGAAGCAGGUGUCCCUGGAGGCCUGGCUGCAGCGCGAGGCCCAGACGCUGCAGCAGUACCGAGUGGAGCUGGCCGAGAAGCACCAGAAGACCCUGCAGCUGCUGCGGAAGCAGCAGACCAUCAUUCUGGAUGACGAACUGAUCCAGUGGAAGCGGCGGCAGCAGCUGGCCGGGAAUGGAGGCCCCCCCGAGGGCAGCCUGGACGUGCUACAGUCCUGGUGUGAGAAGUUGGCCGAGAUCAUCUGGCAGAACCGGCAGCAGAUCCGCAGAGCUGAACACCUCUGCCAGCAGCUGCCCAUCCCCGGCCCGGUGGAGGAGAUGCUGGCCGAGGUCAAUGCCACCAUCACAGACAUCAUCUCAGCCCUGGUGACCAGCACAUUCAUCAUCGAGAAGCAGCCCCCUCAGGUCCUGAAGACCCAGACCAAGUUUGCAGCCACUGUGCGCCUGCUGGUGGGCGGGAAGCUGAACGUGCACAUGAACCCCCCCCAAGUGAAGGCCACCAUCAUCAGUGAGCAGCAGGCCAAGUCACUGCUGAAGAACGAGAACACCCGCAAUGAUUACAGUGGAGAGAUCUUGAACAACUGCUGCGUGAUGGAGUAUCACCAGGCCACCGGCACCCUCAGCGCCCACUUCAGGAACAUGUCCCUGAAACGAAUUAAGAGGUCUGACCGUCGUGGAGCAGAGUCAGUGACAGAAGAGAAAUUUACAAUCCUGUUUGAAUCACAGUUCAGUGUUGGUGGAAAUGAGCUGGUUUUUCAAGUCAAGACCCUGUCCCUCCCGGUGGUGGUGAUUGUUCACGGCAGCCAGGACAACAAUGCGACGGCCACUGUCCUCUGGGACAAUGCUUUUGCAGAGCCUGGCAGGGUGCCAUUUGCCGUGCCUGACAAAGUGCUGUGGCCGCAGCUGUGUGAAGCACUCAACAUGAAAUUCAAGGCCGAAGUGCAGAGCAACCGAGGCCUGACCAAGGAGAACCUCGUGUUCCUGGCGCAGAAACUGUUCAACAGCAGCAGCAGCCACCUCGAGGACUACAACAGCAUGUCCGUGUCCUGGUCCCAGUUCAACAGGGAGAAUUUACCAGGACGGAAUUACACUUUCUGGCAGUGGUUUGAUGGUGUGAUGGAAGUGUUAAAAAAACAUCUCAAGCCUCAUUGGAAUGAUGGGGCUAUUUUGGGUUUCGUGAACAAGCAGCAGGCCCACGACCUCCUCAUUAACAAGCCCGAUGGGACUUUCCUGCUGAGAUUCAGUGACUCUGAAAUUGGUGGCAUCACCAUUGCUUGGAAGUUUGAUUCUCAGGAAAGAAUGUUUUGGAAUCUGAUGCCUUUUACCACCAGAGACUUCUCCAUCCGGUCCCUGGCUGACCGCUUAGGGGAUCUAAAUUACCUAAUCUACGUGUUUCCUGAUCGGCCAAAAGACGAAGUGUACUCCAAAUAUUACACACCAGUUCCAUGCGAGCCUGCCACUGCUAAAGCAGUGGACGGAUACGUGAAGCCACAGAUCAAGCAAGUGGUCCCUGAGUUUGUGAGCGCGUCUGCAGACUCUGCCGGGGGCAGCGCCACCUACAUGGACCAGGCCCCCUCCCCAGCCGUGUGUCCCCAGGCUCAUUAUAACAUAUACCCACAGAACCCUGACGCUGUCCUUGACACCGAUGGGGACUUUGAUCUGGAUGACACCAUGGACGUGGCGCGGCGUGUGGAGGAACUCUUAGGCCGACCUAUGGACAGUCAGUGGAUCCCUCACGCGCAGUCGUGACCCCCCAUCUCCAUCUUUGGCUUCUUCAUCCUCGCCAGAGGAGUUACUCUUGUGGAUGUUUUAAUUCCAUGAAUCGCUUCUCUUUGGAAACAAUACUUAUAAUGUGAAGUGUUAAUACUAGUUGUGACUUUAGUGUUUCUGUGCAUGGUGGCACCAAUGAAGGGAGUGAGUGUGUGAGUGUGUAUGUGUGUGAGUGUGUGAGUUUGCACAUUGUGUUUCUCCCCCUUGCUGUCCAGAGUUUAACUGCAGCAUUGGGGCCACAAGCAGAGACUGUGGUUGUUUUAACCUUGUGCAAAAAGGCAGUUAGUUCCGUGAACCCUGGAACUUGGCCAUGGGUCUUGAGGGUGGCUAAACUUUGACUUGAACAGGUGGCUGUUCAAGUAAGAGAAGGACAGAGGGAGGAGAAAGCGCCUCCUCUCUGGUGAGUCUUUGUCGCUGUGUCUGCCAAGCAAUUGAUAUAUAACCAUGAUUGUCUCUGCUUUUCUUCUGAAAUGUAGAAACUGCCUUUUGACAAAGAAAGCCAGUCCUCCCUGCUUCCCUCUCCUCCCACCCCUGUUUUCCUGGGUAAGGAUGGGAAAAGGGGCGACGUACGGGAUUGUUGGGGCAAGGGGAGUCAUGGGUUUUCAGAUGAGUAGUGGUUUUUAAGUAACGCUUAACCCAUCUGAAUGUUCUCUCCCUCCCUGUCCUCCCUCCUUCUCUCACUCUGUGGAAUUGCCACUCGGUUCCUGUGUGUGCACAUGUGCAGACAUGUCUGAUGAGCUAAAGGAAAGAAAAGAGGGUCAUGGAACCGAAGCUUAUAGUGCUGAUGUUCUUGGUGUUCCGGCCAGAGGGGAGUGCCCAGCCCUGACUCGCAGGCACAGGGAAUGUUGGCUUGUUACCCAGGGAAGCUGCCGUCCAGUCUGCCGUCCUUCCUCUGCGCUGCUGGGGGCACAAGCAAGGCUUUCCGAAGGCUUAUUGAUAACGGCUUUUUGCAAAUGUUGAAUGGUGUUUUUGUUUCUAAAUUGGGCCUCUUUUUGUUUUCCUUUUCCUACCCUAAUUUGACAUCAGAAUUCUUUCUUCCUGCAUCAGGACCUGUGUCAUUCAUCCCAGGUCACUUCAUUUCCCUUCACUGUCCACACACAAUUUCUGGGGAGUGGGUGGCAGGAGUCUGAUCUGAACCCAGGGCCAGAGUGUUCAGCGGGUAUCGUUGCUCACCUGGUGCGGGGUGCUGGGUGUCAGGCAUUGGGAAUUUGGGGAAAUGCAGUCAGCAGGUUUGCUGGGAAGUUUGGUAAGCUGCCAAAACAAAACAAAA